AUGUUCUUAUCAAUAAUAGCUUUGCUAGUGUUACCUGAUAUUGCAACGUCCACAGAAGAUUACUCUUUGGUUACCACCGCAUCAUAUGAAACUAAUUUAGUAAAAAACGAAGCGUGUGAAGCUGAUUAUCAGAAUAUUAAAUUCUACCUCUUUACCAGAAAAAAUACCGAUGCACAUCAAGAAUUGAAAAUUAACGAUACCUCACUCCUUUGGAAAUCGAAUUUUAAUUUCAAGCAAGAAAUAAAAGUUAUCAUACACGGCUGGAUUAGUAAUAAUGACACAAUUUUAGCUAUAAACAGUCUAAAAGAUGCGUAUGCUAAAACUACUGGGUUUAAUGUUAUAAUCGUCGACUGGAGCAAACUUGCCAAGGACACAUAUAAAGUUGCAAAAACAUACGCUGAUGCAGUCGUGUGGAUGAUAACUGAAUUUAUUAAAUUUUUAAUAGCAAAUGGAAUUUCUCCUACUAAGAUGCAUCUCAUAGGGCACAGUAUUGGAGCUCAUAUCGCUGGUAAUGUUGGACAAAAUGUAAAAGAAAUGAACAGAGUAGUCGAUGCUAUUACAGGGUUAGAUCCAGCAUUACCUCUUUACAAAUUCAGUCUGGAAAACCAGCGUCUUGAUUCAAGUGAUGCCCGCUAUGUCGAAGUUAUUCAUUCCUCAACGAAUUCCUGGGGUUAUCGAGUUCCUUUAGGUCAUGUCGACUUCUAUCCCAACGGAGGAAGAAUACAACCAGGUUGUGAUGACCAAAGAGAGCAAGGGGACAGUACUAUUUAUUAA
Pectinophora gossypiella (pink bollworm) is the source of this 774-nucleotide messenger RNA. RefSeq names its product lipase member H-like. Gene Ontology annotation, molecular function: lipase activity. The transcript is spliced from 5 exons. NCBI's taxonomy places the organism in Eukaryota, Metazoa, Arthropoda, Insecta, Lepidoptera, Gelechiidae. The coding region runs from base 1 to 774 and encodes 257 amino acids. The record is from RefSeq and is a predicted model, not a curated record.